Metarhizium album ARSEF 1941 is the source of this 684-nucleotide messenger RNA. RefSeq lists its product as uncharacterized. NCBI's taxonomy places the organism in Eukaryota, Fungi, Ascomycota, Sordariomycetes, Hypocreales, Clavicipitaceae. The record is from RefSeq and is a predicted model, not a curated record. The transcript has a single exon. Bases 1 to 684 code for a protein of 227 amino acids.
AUGCCUGCCACAAAGCCCAGGCUGGAGAAGCUCUCCACGCCCGUGACGGCGACAUUCCCCUCGGAAAUCACGUCUGCGGCCACGGCCACUCCUCUCUCCGCCCUGGCCUUCUUGUCCAGGCCGGAGCCUGACCUCGUCAAGACGCCCAUCAGUCCACCAUCCGCUUACACAGACUUCUUGUCCAAGGCAAUGGCUCUGAACUCGCCCGCCCUCACCUCGGCAGACUCCAGUCCCGGCUCUGCAAGGACCGAUCCGGAGACGGAAAGCGCCAAGCCCUGCUCGAAACACGAACAAUCAUCACCCGCCUCCUCUGCUGUCAGCAGCAAGCCGUCUCCUCCCCCAACGGCGCCUGUCGUGCCUCCCAGCCCGUUCCCAACCUCGGCCCCCAUGUCUGCUCCGCCAACCGGUCCGGCUUCCUUCCCGAGCUUGAGGCUGCCACCGAGCCCUGCCAUUUCCAGCAUCGACUCUCCCUUGAGCGCGGGCACCCUCCGCUCACCUUUCAGCGCGGCAUCUGUCCAUUCCGUCUUCGACUGGGAUGCCGCAUUGAAGGCUCGCUUCUCGGACAAGAAGCACAAGUCUUCGCGCACGAGAGUUCGGCAUAUCCGGGAAGUCGUCACCAGGACAGUCACCUACACGCCACGCAUGGAUCCCGCGCCCCGGGGCAAGAGACGAAAGGUGGAAUAG